Molecule: messenger RNA, 1396 nt
Organism: Manis pentadactyla (Chinese pangolin)
Lineage: Eukaryota; Metazoa; Chordata; Mammalia; Pholidota; Manidae
Product: WASH complex subunit 2A-like
Exons: 10
Coding region: 174-1037 (287 amino acids)
Source: RefSeq, a predicted model, not a curated record
AACUAAUUUUCCUUCAAGCAUUUCAUGUUUUUAGGCUAAGGCUAAGUACCCCCCACUACAUAUUUCUCCAGUUUUGCUUUAUGUUUUAUUUUCUUUUUUCUUGGGAAACAAAAGAUUUAAAAAGCAAAAUUGAGAAACAGAGCCUCUGAAAGAAGACCCAGCACACUGCACAGAUGAGUGAUGAAGAGGAGGAGGACGAUGGUUGUGACAUUUUUGCUGACUCUGAGAAGGAGGAGGAAGCUACUGAGGACACUGAAGAAAAUACUAGACCUACAAAAAGUAGACCUACAUCGUUUGCUGAUGAGCUGGCUGCUAGGAUCAACAGGGGUGCCUGGAGCCAGAAAGAAGAGGAGCAGCUAAAUGAAGGCGAUAACUUCUUUGUGCCCCCCAAGCUGACUGAUGAAGACUUCUCACCAUUUGGCUCCAGAGGCGGCCUGUUCAGUGGAGGGAAGGGACUUUUUGAUGGGGAGGAAGAGAGCGACCUCUUCACGGAAGCGCCUCAGGAUCAGGAAGCUCGAGCCUCCAUUAAUGCAGCAUCUUCAUCCUCGAUACCUGCAAAGAAAAUCCCAGCAGGAGCUGUUUCGGUAUUUUUAGGGGACACUGAUGUGUUUGGUGCCACCUCUGCUCCGUCAUUGAAGGAACCCCAGAAGCACAAGCAGCCCACCGCAGGGCAAAGCCCAUACCUUGCAGCGCCCACUGACCUCUUCGAUGACACUGAUGAUGACGACAUCUUUUUUGCGGCAUCAUCUAGCAAGUCUUCCAUGACAGACAAAGUCACAUCCAUUGUCAAUAUCUUUGAUGAUGAGGAAGGAUAUCUGUUCAAAGAAAAAGCAGCGGCUUUGCCGGAAGCUACUGUAAAUCAGGUGAACACCAAGCAAGAGCAAAAAAAAGGAUUGCCAUAUCUUCCAGCAAAAAUCUCAAGCUCUCAUCAGAAACAGAGACUCAAAAAGGCUUAUUUUCAGAUGAGGAGGACUCUGAGCCAGUGUACAGAAGAUAGGAAUGAAAAAGUCCACUUAAGGCAAACUCAUGACACAUGAGCACUGCAAACUGGGACCUCAGACUCUCGUCUUAACCCACACUCUCACUUCCUCAUCAUUAAACACACCUGCACUUUGGGGUCUUUGCCCCUCUCCUCCUAUCCCUCCCUCUGGAAAUACACUUCCAAGAAUCUGGAUGGCUUGCUACUUCACAUUUUUCCACUGCCCUGUGAGGCUUCCCCCGAUGACCCUUUGCAUGAUAACAAGCCUGCCAGCACACACCGCGGCGCACUGCUUAGCCCAUUCUUCUGCUUUAUUGUUCUCCACAGUAUGUACUGCCACAUGACAUGUCAUUUCAACAUGCUCAUUGUCACCGUACUUGUUCAUUGCCUUGGCUAGAAUAAGCUCUGUGAGGGCAA